This is a messenger RNA of Pichia membranifaciens NRRL Y-2026, 1410 nucleotides long. RefSeq lists its product as hypothetical. Gene Ontology annotation, molecular function: RNA binding; metal ion binding. The transcript has a single exon. The record is from RefSeq and is a predicted model, not a curated record. NCBI's taxonomy places the organism in Eukaryota, Fungi, Ascomycota, Pichiomycetes, Pichiales, Pichiaceae. Bases 83 to 1285 code for a protein of 400 amino acids.
CUGGAACCUGCUUUUGCUGUUCUAGCUCUACUUGUUCUUCUACAAACGGUGAUCCUUUGCUCAUUCCAGACAAACACAGGCCAUGAGCAUUCCAGCGAAGCCCGCAGUUGCGUCGACCUCGGUGUCGGCAGCCAUUCCGAAUAUUCCGAUGGUUCCUCCUUUAGGGCCAAACAGUGGCACAAACAACAGCAACAGCGGUGGCAACAACAGUACCGUUGGUGGCGCCAGCGGUGGCGGAGCGGGAGCCGGAGCGAACUUUCCGAUGAACAUGAAGAUGAACAUGCCGAUGAACAUGAAUCUGCCGAUGGGGAUGGGCAUGCCGGCGGGGAUGAAUAUGCCGAUGAUGCCGAUGGGGGUGCCUCCGAUGAACAUGAACAUGAACAUGGGUAUGGGCAUGAACAUGAACAUGGGCAUGAACAUGCCGCCAGGCAAUGCAGGAGGCAACGGAAAUGGGAUGCUGCCGAUUCAACCGGGUCCCGACAUGAUGGAGUCGAAGUAUGACCCGGCCAUAGUGAUGAAGCAAAACCAGAUCAUCCAGCAGGUGCAAAAUAAGGCUCAAAGCCGAACCCAUUUUGCCUUCGAACCGUUUCUAAACAAGGAGUACAACCUUGGUUUGGAUCCAGAUAGACCGACAUGUGAAUACUGGAUACAUUCCAACGGCACAGACUGCCCCCUAGGCGCCGACUGCCCCUUGAAGCACCCGUCAAAGAUUUUCAAGAACAAAAUCGUAUGCAAGUACUGGUUGAGAGGGUUGUGUAAGAUGGGGGAAAACUGCGAUUUCUUGCACGAGUACAACUUGUCCCGAAUGCCAGAGUGUGCGUACUACGCCACCAACGGUGUAUGCACUCAGAGCCCAGAGUGCAUCUAUCUACAUGUUGAUCCGCAGAGCAAAGUCCCUGAAUGUUGGAACUACAACAACAUGGGCUUCUGCCCCGAUGGCCCAAAUUGUUCCAAACGACACGUCCGCAAGGUCAUGUGUGAGAGGUACCUUGCCGGCUUUUGUCCUAAGGGCAAAGACUGCGAGUCCACGCAUCCCAAGUUCAAGCUGGGUUUACUGCAUGGUCGCUUCAAGAUUUUCACUGACGAGGAGUUGAUUGGGAAAAGACUGAAAGACAAAGAAGAUUACGAAAACAAAAUCAGGUUGGAGAGAGAUUUGAGAGAAAGAGGUCUUGCUCCAGAGGUUAGGUUAGAAGUAACUGAGGAGGAUGAUUAUGACCCUGGAAGUGUGCCUAGUGGAAAACCUGAAAAAGAGGAAGCUGUUGACAAGAGCGGAGACGGACAGUAACCUCACAUUCUCUGCAUGUACAAAGGCAAAUGUUUUGCCGGAAAAAAAAACUUGAGAACGCACUUUUCUAAGCUAUUAUAUAAAACUAUAUCGAAUCAGAUAAUAAAAGUAAUAAAAAUAAUCAU